UUGUUUUUUUGAGAAGAUGGCCUUUCUAAUGAAAAGUAUGUUGAGCAACCAGGUAAAGAAUUUGGGACUUGGAGGUGGAGGGGACGAAAGCAAAGAAGAAAGCACUCCUUCUGAUCCAGCAGCAGCUGCAGGAAUGACCAGAGAGGAGUAUGAGGAAUAUCAAAAGCAAAUGGUUGAGGAGAAGAUGGAAAGAGAUGCAGCAUUUGCACAGAAAAAAGCAGAGCGAGCUGUUCUGAGGGUUCACCUGAGAGAAAAGUACAGACUGCCCAAGAGUGAAUUGGAUGAGAAUCAAAUACAAAUGGCUGGAGAUGAUGUGGGAUUGCCAGAAGACCUUCAGAAGAUGGUGGCAGAAGAUCAGGAGGAGGAAGAAGACAAGGACUCUAUCCUGGGCCAGCUGCAGAACAUCCAGAAUAUGGACAUGGAUGCCAUCAAAGAAAAGGCACAAGCCACCUUCACUGAGAUGAAACAGGCAGCUGAGCAGAAAUGUUCCAUGAUGUAG
Serinus canaria (Common canary) is the source of this 499-nucleotide messenger RNA. RefSeq names its product complexin 4 (gene CPLX4). The transcript has 3 exons. NCBI's taxonomy places the organism in Eukaryota, Metazoa, Chordata, Aves, Passeriformes, Fringillidae. Gene Ontology annotation, biological process: synaptic vesicle exocytosis; regulation of neurotransmitter secretion; neurotransmitter transport. Bases 17 to 499 code for a protein of 160 amino acids. The record is from RefSeq and is a predicted model, not a curated record. Gene Ontology annotation, molecular function: syntaxin binding. Gene Ontology annotation, cellular component: SNARE complex; terminal bouton.